AUGGCACAAAGGGAUUUAACGUAUAAUACGCCAAAUGACGCCAACCAGGGAAAUGAAGAGGUGGAAAACCCGUUUGCUUCGCCCAUAGACGAAGAAAGCUCAUUUGAGCUGAAUCAACCGUCAUCUUCAAGUCAACUGGACGACUAUAACGAGAUGAACCGUCAUUUAAAUGACCCUAACUACGGAGGUGCCUUCAACAGUUAUAAUGGGUAUUACUCUCAAAAUGGGACCACAUCCAAUUUGUUGUCCCACGAGAACUCACAAGACGAUAGUACGGGCUUUCGGAACUCUUUGGGGAUCCCUAACGUGGACUCGUCGCAGAACAUUCAAGUACCGUCAGAAUACGACAGAUAUCCAUCUAUGGCGGGCUCGAGAGUGGUGUCGUCGACCUCGCUUUCCUCGAAUAUGUUCGGUAGCUCGAAUAACCUCCAGCAGAAUCCCCGUAAGUCGGAUGACGAUUCAUCAAUUUCUAACAAGUCUACCAACCCAUUUUUGCCGGGAACCGACUUCAGUCCUUUCGGAGGAUACCCUGCAUCAUCGUUUCCUUUACAUAUAGAGGAAAAGGAACCGGAUGACUACUUACACAACCCAGAUCCUAUCGAGGACGCAGCGUACGAUAAGAACAGAUUCAUUCACGAUUUAAAAAAUAUGGAUAGAAGAUCGUUGGGUGGGUUGAUAGGAGUAAUUUUCUUGGUGUUGGCAGCUAUUGUUGUGUUUAUCUUGUUGCCUGUGUUGACAUAUUCUGGUGUUACCGAUCCAUAUAUUCCUGAGAGUUACGAAAUUUUGACUUCUUAUCGCUAUCCUUUAUUGAGUGCUAUUAGGACAGAUUUGGUUGAUCCAGAUACUCCCGCAGAGGCCUUAACUAAAAAGACUUCGAAGGGUGAAACAUGGAAGUUGGUUUUUUCCGAUGAGUUUAAUGCAGAAGGUAGAACCUUUUACGAAGGCGACGAUCAAUUUUUCCAAGCAGCAGAUCUUUGGUACGGUGGUACUAUGGAUUUGGAAUAUUAUGACCCGGAUGCUGUGACAACUGCCAAUGGUACCUUAAACUUGAGAAUGGAUGCAUACAAGAAUCACGAUUUGUUUUACAGAUCUGGUAUGGUUCAAAGUUGGAAUAAAAUGUGCUUUACUCAAGGGUACUUAGAAUUUUCUGCGAGAUUGCCUGGUUACGGUAAUGUAUCAGGGUUAUGGCCAGGUUUAUGGUCCAUGGGGAAUUUAGGUCGUCCUGGAUAUAUGGCCACUACUGAAGGUGUCUGGCCAUAUACUUACGACUCGUGUGAUGCAGGUAUCACAGCAAAUCAAUCGUCUCCUGAUGGUAUUUCAUAUUUACCGGGCCAGAGAUUAAAUAAAUGUACCUGUCCUGGGGAGGAUCAUCCUAGUCCUGGUAAAGGAAGGGGUAGUCCAGAAUAUGAUGUUCUUGAAGGUGAAGUUAGUACUGAUGUAGGUGUUGGUGUUGCGUCUCAAUCGAUGCAAAUUGCUCCAUUUGAUAUCUGGUAUUACCCUGACUAUAAUUUCGUAUCAAUUCAUAAUGACUCGGUCACCACUUUGAACACUUAUACAGGUGGUCCAUUACAACAAGCUGUUUCGGGUACAACUACUUUGAACGUAUCGUGGUAUUCUGAAGGUGACAACGAACANAAUUUCCAGACCUAUGGAUACGAAUACUUGAAUGAUGAUGAUGAUGGAUAUUUGACGUGGCAUGUUGGUGAGGAUCCAACAUUGACCGUUCAUGCUUAUGCCUUGGGACCUAAUGGAAAUGUUGGGCGUAGAUUGAUGUCCAAGGAACCAAUGUCGUUGGUUAUGAAUUUUGGUAUUUCCAAUAAUUGGGCCUAUAUCGACUGGAACGCUUUACAUUUCCCACUUACCAUGCGCAUUGAUCAUAUCAGAGUAUACCAGCCAGAAGAUGCCAUCAAUGUAAGUUGUGACCCAGAGGAUUAUCCAACGCAUGACUACAUCCAAGCGCAUCCGAAGGCAUAUCAAAACAAUAAUCUCACAACUUGGGAACAAACUGAGUAUGGUUUCCCUAAAAAUAAAUUGCUUCAUCAAUGUUAG
Debaryomyces tyrocola is the source of this 2049-nucleotide messenger RNA. The record is from the annotation of a GenBank genome assembly. NCBI's taxonomy places the organism in Eukaryota, Fungi, Ascomycota, Pichiomycetes, Serinales, Debaryomycetaceae.